AUGGCGCUCGUCGUCACCGCCGUCCACACCUUUGUGGCUGAACACGACGACGAGCUCGAGUUCCAGGCUGGCGACAAGAUCACCGUCAUCGAAAAGGACGAGGCCUUUGGUGACGGAUGGUGGAGAGGCCGAAACACCAAAGGCGAAGAGGGCCUGUUCCCUGCGACCUACAUCUCCGAGUCGUCCGCUGAGACGACAUCAGCCGCUGCCCCGCCGGCAUCCACGGAUGCACAGUCUUCCGCCAUAGCCCAGCAGCCGGCCGCGCCAGUGGAUGCCGGCGUUGCUGGAGCCGACUCGGCCAAGGGACCGAAUGGCCUUCAGGACUCGGCUCCGGCUACCGAGCCCAUUCCUCCCACCUCCCAGCAAGUGCCCGCGGCCGCCGCCGCUGUACCUGGUACGGUCAAUGGCUGUUGCAGCGGCGCUAACGCUCCAGCUUCUGUCCCCCCCACCUCUGGCCCUGCCAACGGCAUCAACGGCCAUGCGUCCGAGGACGAGGGCCGCCAGCGCGACUCGCUGCUUGAUGAGUCUGGCGCCCCGCGGUCUGCUGUCACUACCGGCGCGGCUGCGCAGAAGCCAGCCGGGAACGUUAUGGGAUCGACGAUCGACGACGUCCAGGGGGCGCUCGAGGAGCACAUUGCCAGCUCGCCGUCGUCGACGCGUGGCCUGAAGAACUUCGAGACCGACAAGAAGGACGGUUUCGAGUCCCGGGACCAGACCGAUGACGAGGGCGGUAUGGGAAUCACCUCGGAUGCGCGUGCCCGCCUAGCCGAGCAGGCCAAGCUCGCCAACGAGGAGCGAGACCGUCAGGCGCAGCGUGAGAGCGGCGGCGUAGCUGGUCUCAUCUACUCUGACGAGAGCGACGAUGAGGAUGAUGAGUCUCACCACUCGCGUCGAGGAAGCGGUAUCAACGGCGACCGCUACCACCAGCAGCACAUGGGCGGUGGUAUCGCUAGAGGCAACAGCACCACCGGAUCCCAUGGUUAUGGCAUCAGCCGGCCAGAGCAGCAGCUCGCGCCCGUCACCGAUGCCGACUACAGCCCGCCCCAGCAGCAGCAACAGCGUCUGCCUCAGCAGCAGCAGCAGCACCAGCAGCAGGUUCCCUACCAGUCUCAGCCCGCUGCCUACCAGCGGUCACCCGAGCCGGCGCAGGCGGCUACAAUGCCUCCUGUCGACCAUGUUGCGUCCCGCUCGCCUGGCCAGCAGGCUGUUGAGACUAUCCCUCCCGUGUCACACCCCGAGGGACCUCACUCUGCUGCCCAGUCCCCCGAGAUGCACUCUGGCUCGACCCUGCCUCCCGGCGCUGCCGCCGCUGGUACCGGCGCCACCAUCGCCGGUGUCACCGCUGCUGCUGCGACCGCCGCGGCGUACCGACAGGGUGGAGCCCCCGCCGAGCCUUCGCCUCCCGCCAGCAACGACUCUCGGGGAGCCGGCAGCCCUGCCUUAACACCCUCUGCGCGAUCGUCCUCGUUACCGAGCCGCUCGCCCCUUGUGGGCAAUGCAGCUCUGCCUCCCACUCCUUCGCCCCAGAAGGCUGCCAUGGCCCCCCUCCCUAGCACCGGAUCAGCUCCCGGCUCGGUGCAGGGCACGCCCCACACCGACGCCGUUGAGCAGCUGCAGCCCGCUCUUCCCCUCCCUCCUACUCCCAACAACGCCAACCUCGCAAACUCCCAGUCGUCCCAGGCUCCCCAGAGCGUCCAGUCGCCUACCUCGGCCACCCCCGUCACUCCGGGAACCGCCGCGCGCAUGCCCAAGUCGCCUCCCAACACGUGGACUGUCAACGAGGUCGUGGAGUGGGCGCACAGCCGCGGCUUCGACCAGUCUGUCUGCGACAAGUUCAUCGAGCACGACAUUUCUGGUGACGUCCUCCUCGAGCUCGACGCGAACCUCCUCAAGGAGCUCGACAUUCCCCAGUUCGGCAAGCGUAUCCGUAUCGCCCAGGCUAUCAACGAGCUCCGCCGCCCUGCCUCCCACGGCUCGGCCAACUCGAUCCCGCAGGGUGGUGUCGACCAGGGCCACGGCAGGAACGCGUCGAUGCCUCCCAGCUCGUACACUGGUUCCGUUUACGGCGGAAGCAACGCUGCUGAAGACCAGCAGGGCUGGGGUGGUUCGCACAGCCGCAAGGUCAGCACGACGCCGAGCACGCAGCCGAUCGACGAGUCGCGUGUUGCUGAUGUGCACCCGCACCCUGCCAGCACACCGACGCACUCCCACUUCGCCGUGGUUAACAACGCUAACGGCGGAACUUCUCAGCACCCCCACGGCACCCCGAGCCAGACCCCGCACUCGAGCACGAUCGCCUCGAGCACGCAGCGCUCAUCCGCUUCGACGCCCGCCAGCCCGUCGACGACCGUCGUUAAGCGCGACUCGUCCUCGUCCCUCGGCCACAAGAAGGGCAAGGGCUCGAUGGACAAGUCGGACCGCCUCAGCUUCUUUGGUCGUGCGCGCAAGCCGGCUCCCGCGCAGCCUCCCGGAUCGCAUUCGAGUGGCCCGCGCCUGCCGUUCACCAAGCAGACGAACACGAUGACGGCCGACCGUCCCGAGAAGCGCAUGUCGAGCAGCAACGGCACGCAGGCGCCGAUCGGCGGAGCGCUCCAGAAGAUUGGCAAGCCCGACAAGACGGGUUACCUGAAGAAGCGCGGCGAGCGAUACAACACGUGGAAGCAGCGCUUCUUCGUGCUCAAGGGCUCGCACCUGUACUACCUGAAGAGCGAGAACGAGGACCGCGUCAAGGGCCACAUCGAUCUGAAGGGCCACCGCAUCAUUGUCGACGAGAACACGAACCCGGGCAACUAUGGCUUCCGCCUAGUCGGUCCGGGCAACGAGAAGGUGCACUACUUCUCGUGGCCGGAGCGCACGCAGAUCCGUGACUGGAUGAAGGCGCUGAUGAAGGCGACGAUUGCGCGUGACUACUCUGUCCCGGUAACGUCGUCGUGCAACAUUCCCACGAUCCCGCUCGCCGAGGCGCAGGCACUGCAGCCGCGACCUCCCUCGCCCAGCGAGCGCGAGGCCGUUCAGCGCGCCAACCGCCGCGAGAACGCCAACCAGCUCACGCCCCGCGAUGCGUCCGUGCUUAUGGCGCUCGACACGACUGGCAGCGGGGGCAAGCUCAUGUCCGGCCACAUGUCGCUCAUGCCCUCGCGGCCGGGCCGCGACACGCGCCGCGCAUCGACCGGACGGAGCUCCAACGGCGGACGCCCGAUCAGCUCCGUCGGCGCCGGCCGUCCUAACAGCACUGGUCGUCCCUCGAUUGCGUCGUACUACCCGCCGGACGACGACCCGAACCCGCAGGCGGCCGACCUGAUGCAGUGGGUGAACCGGACGCUGCCGCCGCAGUACCCGCGCGUGGCGCACUGGCCCAACUCGUUUGUGUCGGGCGAGGUCAUCUUCCUCAUCGUGAAGCACCUGGCCGGCCUCGAGCCCGUGCCGCCGGUACCUGCGUCUGCGUUCAGUCCGGACCAGUCGGGCCUCGCGAACGUCGACGGUCUCUUCGCCAUGAUGGACAUUGUCAUCGACGCGGGCAUCGACAGCGCCGGCGUGAGCCUGAACGACAUUCGCGCUGGUGACGCACACGCCAUAACGCAGCUCCUGCAGGGCGUCCGCGGCUGGGCGGCCCAGCGCGGAUUCCCAUAG
Molecule: messenger RNA, 3630 nt
Organism: Trichosporon asahii var. asahii CBS 2479
Lineage: Eukaryota; Fungi; Basidiomycota; Tremellomycetes; Trichosporonales; Trichosporonaceae
Product: phospholipid binding protein
Exons: 3
Coding region: 1-3630 (1209 amino acids)
Biological process (GO): receptor recycling; retrograde transport, endosome to Golgi; endosome organization
Cellular component (GO): early endosome; recycling endosome; trans-Golgi network
Molecular function (GO): protein binding
Source: RefSeq, a predicted model, not a curated record